Molecule: messenger RNA, 795 nt
Organism: Coniophora puteana RWD-64-598 SS2
Lineage: Eukaryota; Fungi; Basidiomycota; Agaricomycetes; Boletales; Coniophoraceae
Exons: 5
Coding region: 1-795 (264 amino acids)
Molecular function (GO): GTP binding
Source: RefSeq, a predicted model, not a curated record
AUGUCGAAAAUUCGCGCGACCUGUCCCGUUUUCCGAGUCCUUAUCAUUGGAAGAGCGAAUGCGGGGAAGACAACGAUCCUCCAGAAGGUGUGCAACGUCGACAAGGACACCGAGCCGGUAGUACCAGGUAGCUACACUUUGUUCCAAGUCUCGCUAUCUAACCGUUGGCGACAGCGCGGACGCCAUGACAUCACGAAUCAGAUCACGUACCCGGACAGCCGCUUUAUAUUUCACGAUUCAAGGGGGAUUGAGGCUGGCUCGGUCGAUGAGUUCCAGAUUAUACACAAGUUUAUACGUGAGCGAGCGUCCAAAACUUCGCUAGCAGAGCACUUGCAUGCCAUUUGGUUUUGUGUCUCGAUGGACAACACGCGUCCGUUGGUUGAGGCAGAGCUCGCCUUUUUUAACGAGGAUACUGCAGAUGUACCGGUGGUAGUUGUGUUCACGAAAUAUGAUGCACUGCUGGAUCGGGUAGCCAAUGACCUCGAUAUUAUUGACAUGACAGAGCAGAGCCAGGUCGAUGUUGACAAGGAAGCAGAGGCCAGAUAUCAAGAGCGCUACCAUGGCCGCAUCAUGAGGACUGCCAAUCCACCGAAAGCAGUUGUAAGACUCCAGGAAAUGGACAAAGUCGAGACACAGUGCCCAGAGCUGUCUGAACAGACAGCUGUGGCAAUAGACGAUCUGUCUUUGCGCCAGCUGUUUGUCUCUGUGCAGCAGAAUAACAUAUAUCUGUGCAUGCAAGAAGCGGCAAGGCAAGUGCAUGUCUUGAGUUAUAUCUGUUAUUUUGUCUGCUCAUAG